Sinocyclocheilus anshuiensis is the source of this 1471-nucleotide messenger RNA. Its product is annotated as PH-interacting protein-like. Gene Ontology annotation, biological process: regulation of transcription by RNA polymerase II; regulation of cell shape; cytoskeleton organization. The transcript has 7 exons. Gene Ontology annotation, cellular component: nucleus. The record is from RefSeq and is a predicted model, not a curated record. NCBI's taxonomy places the organism in Eukaryota, Metazoa, Chordata, Actinopteri, Cypriniformes, Cyprinidae. The annotation marks the transcript as partial.
AUUAGUCACUGGAUUCCUUUAAUUUACAAGGUUUAAUUCAUUACAUUCUCCCUGUUUACAACCCUUCCCCCAUUUUACUGCCCGCUCGUUUUGGGAAAGAAAUGGAGGACAAAUCACUACCGAAAGAGGGGGUGGGUUCCUUGGAAUAAAUCUGGUUUAAGAUGAAAACGAAUGGACUUUAUUAUACACUUUACAACCACACAAAUACGGGGUAGUUUUCAGGUGUUUGAUAGUAAGCUUCAAUAUGCUGUUGUGAGAGAAACAUGGUGUGAGAUCCGAGCUUCGCUGCCUGCAAGGUCGACAGACCGAGGAACAAGAGGCGCCAUUAAAGCUCAGGGUAUGGGACUUAGACAAAUAACCGUAGCCUGAAUGAACAGUUAAAUUAUUGCAUAAAAUGAGCCACCAUUGCCUUCUUUUUCCCCUUCAGCGUUAGCAACGCAGCCUGCCUGACAGCACAGUCCUGCGCGUACGUACUAGACUCUGCUCGUGUAUUCCUGCGCAAAGGGGGUUGUGCUUUUUGGAGGGAGGAGGGGGUGAGGAGCGUAAACUGAAACCCAAAAUAUUCACGAACACCUUAAGGUGCAUUAAACUGCACGUUUUAGAAACAUCGUUUCUUGUCCACCCCAAACGCCCCGGCGCUCGGGAUGUUUGUCCGCAUCGACGCGUGGCACGUUGUUCCUGAGAGCGGACUAUUUUGCGAGAGCGCGGAAGCCUCGCGCGACGUGCCGGAUCUGCUUUCUGUGUGUGUUGGGUGAAUGGAGGCGCAGCUCUUCCUGGUGAACAAACACUGACAACUAUAGGGCAGCCUAGCGAUACCCGCUUCCCAGAACGGCCACACACCUUCUCCUUCACCCCCAAAACAACCCUAAACAUGGCUGCUGAGCGUAAACACAUCGCGCAGUUGAAAUCCGAACUGUACUUCCUAAUAGCCCGGUUUUUAGAAGCUGGACCUUGUCAGGACGCGGCAGAGACCUUGAUACGGGAGGUUCAGGAGAAGGAGCUGUUACCCAAAAGGAUUGACUGGACUGGCAAAGAACACCCAGGGAGUUACGAAAAUUUGGUCAAAUUGUACAGGCACAUUUCUCCAGAUCACCUGUUGCAGGUGUGUGAGCGAGUGAGUCCUCUUUUAGAGAGAGAAGUGCCAGCCAGUGUACCUGGAGUUAAUUCACUGCUGGGAGCUGGACGCCAGUCAGUGCUACGUACAAACAAGAGUUGUAAGCACGUGGUAUGGAAGGGGUCUGCCCUCGCAGCCCUGCACUGUGGCAGGCCACCCGAGCCGCCAGUCAUCUAUGGAAGCCCGCCCAAUAUUGUGGAAACAAUAUACAGUCGGAGGCUGAAUGGCUCAUAUCGGUUGGGUCAGUUGGUUCCGACAGCUGUUUACCAACAUAUGAAGAUGCACAAGAGAAUUCUGGGACACCUGUCAUCUGUGUACUGUGUCACCUUCGACCGCACCGGUCGCUGCAUCUUCACA